CGGAGGAAGCCGGUCCACCAAAGCUUCUUGCUGUGCUCCGCCCCGUCUGGAGGAGUGGGGGAGGCACAGGAAGUGAGACCGCUGAAAGCGGCGGGCGUUAUCCUCCCCAUCUCCUCUUCUGCGGAGGGGAGGCAAAAAUCCGUCCUCGCUGAUGAAAUGCUGCCUUGAAGAAAAGUCUGUUUUCCCAGUGUAGAAAACAAGAUGCAUGUUUUUCAUUCUCAUAGAUUGCUGAAGUUGUCACCCACCAAGGAAAAGGGUUGUAUCUGACAUGGUGCUUGUAGUCUGUGCUAUUCAAUAAGGGGCAGGACUUGAAUACAGCUGUCUGCUUUUUGCACAAAUGCUCGCCAUUUAAUAUUGGAUCCUUCAUCGUGGAGAAUCAAGUGGGCAAUUUUUUUCAGUCCUCAACUUUCAGACUGUUACAACCAACACAUCUUUUUGGAUAGUGUCUCUGGAGCCUGGUCAUAUGCAUUCUGUGAUUUUAAGAACUUAAUACUAAUUAUAUGGUUAUUAGGUUAUUAAACCUGGAGGGAUAAAUUUGAGGGAAACUGCAUGCGGCUGCUACUUGCUCUGGUUGACAUUGGAUUAUUGUGUGCUGGAUCUGAAAUCUAGGUUGCAAAACUCCCCCAUCUGCUCCUUUCUUAGCAGCAGCAUUACUGACACACAUAAUAGUGGUUACAAUUUUGUACCUUUUUUCCUUUUAGACCAUACAGCAGGGAAAACUGCUUUAAUUUUUGUCAGAAGAUUUUUAAAAUAGUUUUUGAACUAAAAAGGGCAAAUAUGUCCUUCUUUAACUUUCGUAAGAUCUUCAAGUUGGGAGGAGAAAAGAAGAAGAAACAGUAUGAGCAUGUCAAGAGAGAUUUGAACCCAGAAGAUUAUUGGGAAAUUAUAGGAGAAUUGGGUGAUGGUGCUUUUGGAAAAGUAUUUAAGGCUCAGAACAAAGAAACAAAAGUCCUUGCUGCUGCAAAGGUCAUUGAUACUAAAUCUGAAGAAGAACUUGAAGACUACAUGGUUGAAAUUGAUAUCUUGGCAUCCUGUGAUCAUCCUAAUAUUGUCAAACUGCUUGAUGCUUUUUAUUAUGAAAAUAAUCUUUGGAUCCUCAUUGAGUUCUGUGCUGGUGGUGCAGUUGAUGCAGUAAUGUUGGAACUUGAAAGACCACUGACAGAGCCACAGAUCAGAGUAGUUUGCAGGCAGACUCUUGAGGCACUGCAUUAUCUUCACGAAAACAAGAUCAUUCACCGAGAUCUAAAAGCUGGCAAUAUUCUUUUCACUCUAGAGGGAGAUAUUAAACUAGCGGAUUUUGGAGUAUCUGCUAAAAAUACAAGGACAAUCCAGAGACGAGAUUCUUUCAUUGGCACUCCAUAUUGGAUGGCUCCUGAAGUGGUUAUGUGUGAGACAUCUAAAGACAAACCUUAUGAUUAUAAAGCUGAUGUCUGGUCUUUAGGUGUCACUUUAAUAGAAAUGGCUGAAAUAGAACCACCUCAUCAUGAAUUAAAUCCAAUGCGUGUUCUUCUGAAAAUAGCGAAGUCAGAACCACCUUCAUUGGCACAACCAUCAAAAUGGUCUGCUGAUUUUAAGGAUUUCUUAAAGAAAUGUUUGGAAAAGAAUGUGGAUACCAGAUGGAACACUGCUGAACUUCUGCAGCAUCCAUUUGUUACUGUAACUUCCAAUAAACCAAUCAGAGAGCUGAUUGCAGAAGCAAAGGCUGAAGUCACUGAAGAAGUAGAGGAUGGAAAAGAUGAAGAUGAAGAGGAGGAAUCUGAAAAUUCUCUUCAGUUACCUGCAAAUAAGCGAGCCUCAUCUGACCUCAGCAUUGCCAGCUCUGAAGAGGAUAAGCUUUCACAGAAUGCAUCUAUGCUGGAAUCUGUUUCAGAGAGACUAGAGCAUUCAUCCAUGGAAGAGACAAGUACUAAUAUAAUCGAAAGAGAAAAGAUAAGUAUGGAGCCUGGCAGAAAUGAAGAUGAAAUAUCCACAGAAGACACAAGUGAUACCAAGCAGAACAAUAUCGAAAAAGGAGAGAAUGAACUGGCAUUACAAUAUGAAGUUGAAGAAGCAAAAAAGAGUGAAAAUUGUGAUCAAAAUGCAAUAUUGAAUAAAGAUACUAUAGCACAGAAAGAAGAAAAGGAAAUCGAUACAGUAUUUUCUAUAAUGAAUGUCAAGCCGAAUCAGGAAACAGAAAAAGAAAAUGCUUUGUCAAAUGAAUCACUGGUUGAGAACAGAAAUAAAAUUACUCUUGAAAUUGAAGACAGCAAUGUAGAAAUUAGAGAAAUAAUUUCUAAUGAGACUGACAUGCAAGAAGAAAAGCAAAGUUGCAUAGUCAUCCAGGAAAAUAAAGCUGUGGAGGAAAUAUCAACAGAAAGAAGUAAAGCGAUUAAGGAAUUACAAGGAAAUGAAAAAUGUGAAGAUGAUGUUCUGAAAGUAAUUGAAGAUCAGAAAUCUGAAGCAACUGCCAGUAUGGAAAUGCCAGAUAUAGAUGAAUUAUUUGAUAAGCAGCAGAAGCAAAUAAAAGAAGAUACAAGUAGUGCUGAAGAGGGAGGUAUUACUAGCAAGGUUCAGAUGACAGAUUCAGUUAAAGUGAUUGAAAGCACCAAGCAGCCAACAGAGUGUACUUCUGAGGAUGCUCGGGGGCAAAUGACCUCUGAACCAACUUUUAUUCAGAAUGCUGUCAAAACUGUGGAUUUUGAUCAGCAACAGGUAGCAGGAGAUUAUGAUGAUCCUAACCAGAGAAGCACCUCAAAGGACACUGAGGUCAACGUUUCAGAAAAAGUGGAAGUCAUGAAACAGAAGCCACCUCAAGAUGAGGCUAUACAUGCUGAAAAAGGAAAGAGAACUGAAGAAGUCAACACAGAACAUGAGGUGUACAUUGCAGAACCUGAUGAUAAAUUAGAAAGAAGAGCUGAAGAAAACCACAAGAAUAAUUCUCAAAUAAGCACAAAUCUUGAGGUGGCUUCCUGUGACUUACCAAUUAAAAAUCAGCUUGAAGAUAGUGCAGUGAAACAAUCACUUGAACAUGAGGCAUCUCCGGUACCAACUAUAAAUGUUAGCUGCAUAGAAAAUGAGACGCAAGAUAAAUCAAGGAGUCAGGAUAAUAGUGAACACACACAGUAUCUUGAUCCUGAGAGUGCUAAAGAAAAUGAUACAGAUUCAGGCACUGGUUCUACAGCUGAUAACAGCAGCAUUGAUUUAAAUUUGUCAAUUUCCAGCUUCCUCACUAAAAACAAAGAUGGUGGAUCAAUAUCUUUACAAGAAACUAAAAGACACAAGAAAACUUUAAAGAAAACUCGGAAAUUUAUUGUUGAUGGUGUAGAAGUGAGUGUGACUACUUCGAAAAUAGUCACCGACAAUGAUUCUAAAAGUGAAGAACUUCGGUAUCUUCGGCGUCAAGAAUUACGGGAGCUACGGCUUCUCCAGAAAGAAGAACAACGAGCUCAGCAGCAACUCAGUAACAAGCUAUUACAACAGCGAGACCAGAUGUUUAGACGCUUUGAACAGGAAAUGACAAGUAAGAAGCGGCAGUAUGACCAGGAAAUUGAAAACCUAGAAAAACAGCAAAAACAGACAAUAGAACGCUUAGAACAGGAGCAUACAAAUCGCUUACGUGAUGAAGCCAAACGCAUCAAAGCAGAACAAGAAAAAGAAUUGUCCAAGUUUCAAAAUAUGUUGAAAAACAAAAAAAAAGAGGUUUUUAAUGAAGUGGAGAAAGCACCAAAAGAGCUGAGAAAAGAGCUCAUGAAACGCAAGAAAGAGGAGCUUACUCAAACCCAGCAUGCUCAGGAGCAAGAGUUUGUGCAGAAACAGCAACAAGAACUGGAUGCAUCUCUAAAAAAAAUAAUUCAGCAGCAGAAAGUAGAGCUGGCAACCAUUGAACGGGAUUGUCUUAAUAACAAGCAGCAGCUCAUGAGAGCCAGGGAAGCUGCAAUAUGGGAGCUUGAAGAGCGACACUUGCAGGAAAAACAUCAGCUGCUGAAACAGCAGUUGAAGGAUCAGUACUUCAUGCAGAGACAUCAGCUGCUUAAACGGCAUGAAAAAGAAACAGAGCAAAUGCAAAGAUACAACCAACGACUCAUUGAAGAGUUAAAAAACAAACAUACUCAGGAAAAAGCUCGAUUGCCCAAAAUCCAGCGUAGUGAAGCCAAAACGAGAAUGGCAAUGUUUAAGAAAAGCCUCAGAAUUAACUCUUCAAGCACUCCAGAGCAAGAUCGUGAAAAGAUCAAGCAGUUUGCUGUUCAAGAAGAAAAGAGGCAGAAAAAUGAAAGGUUGGCUCAGCAUCAGAAACAUGAAAAUCAAAUGCGAGAUCUUCAGUUGCAGUGUGAAGCUAACAUUAGAGAAUUACACCAGCUACAGAAUGAGAAAUGCCAUCUGCUGGUCGAACACGAGACUCAGAAACUAAAAGAGUUGGAUGAAGAACAUAGCCAAGAGCUCAAAGAAUGGAGAGAGAAACUAAGACCAAGGAAAAAGACAUUAGAAGAGGAAUUUGCCCGGAAGCUUCAAGAACAAGAAGUUUUCUUUAAGAUGUCUGGAGAAUCUGAAUGCCUUAAUCCUUCAACUCAAAGCCGGAUUUCAAAAUUCUACCCAAUUCCUACGUUGCAUUCCAGUGGAUCAUAACUCUUGAACCUCUGUGAGGUGGCUUUCCAUGUGCUUUUGACAUUGGCAAUUUACCAUAUUCUGUUUCUGCAAUGUAUACGUCCAAAAAACCUCAGUCAAACUUCAUCUGCUUUCAGUGGAGACAAUCAAGGGUGUCAGAAUUUCCCUUUUUUGCUUUUGUUUUGUUUUGUUUUAAUGCUGGAUAACAAUUUAAAUUAGAAGCACAGAGGCUGAUCUUGAAAUAGAAUAUGGUACAAUGUUUUUCAAAAAUAGAUACCUUUUUGAAAACUGAUCUAAAAAGUGUAUACCCAAUAUAUUUGCACUGGGAAGAAAGCAUAACCAUUUAAUGAUCAUUUGCAGUGUCCCAAGAAUUAAAUACAGACAAUUCUUAGAGAAAGCCUGUACUGGUAAUUCAACCAAAUCUUUAUUAUGAGGCAGUAUAUCCCCAGCCUCAUUUAUUCAGUGCCUGAAACCAUUAAACAUACUGCUCUUUUAUAAAAGGUUUGUGAUUAUCACUUACUAAACUGUUGAUAUUAAUAUAAUAUAAAUGGUUGCUGUUACUGUGACAAUGUUUGUCAAAUCCUUGCACUGAGCAUCCCUGCUCAACUUUAAAAUGUACAAUUUAUAGCCCCUCCCUUUCCAUUUUCUAUUUGGCUAGUAGUAAUCUAUAAAUUGCAGUGAAAUCGUAGAAGGUAUAUCUUUCUAAAAGAGGGAAAAUGGAUUCAUUCUCACCGCACCCCCCCAAGCAGCUCUCCGCCAUCACAUGUAGAGCAGCAUUGUCCAAUUUCAGUGCUUCGGAUAUCCGUCCUUGCAAAUUAAUGUUUUGAUUUCCAGAUACAAGUGAUUUUUUGUAAAAAUUUCAAUAUGUACAUUGAUCUAUGGAAGGAUUCACGUUAAAUGCAGAGACCGUUUAAUCUGUUACAUCAUUUACUCCGAAGUAAGUAAAUGGUUUAUUUCUAAAAUUCAUAGCUCUACUGUAAUUUAUUUUCUGUUGGGAUGGGAAAUAUUUCUGUCAGCAGGAGUUGUGUCUACUUUCAUUGAAAAAGGCAAACUUUUCAGAAAUGAAUCUUAUCAAAAACUAUUGCUUUUGUUAUGCCAAAAUUAAGUUUGUAAUAUAAAUGUCCUCUGUAGCCUAAUCCUUUAACAGGUAAUUUUGGAUUAUCAUCUGUACAUUUUCAUAUUUUGCUAUCUUUCAUUAAAGGCAAGACUGAUUACCUUUUAUACAAAGGAAGCAGAUUAAAAAAUUACAUACUGCCUUAAUGAAAUGUGAUCAAUACUUUGGCUACUGAAUUCAGAUACUUAGUUUGACUUUAUCCAGUUGCUCAACUGAUUCAGUAUAAGUAUAGUUUGAAGGUGCAUAUUUUCAGUUAAAUUCUGUUCAUUGAAAAUAAUAAUUUGCUUGCAAAGUAUAGCUAGCCUUAAUAUCUGUUAUCUUAUUUUAUAAAUAUGUACUGUGCACCAGGCUGUAAAUUCAUUUAUAUGUUACUAGAGUGUUAUGUUUGCUAUAUUACAUUCUUAAUGUUUUUUUCAGAACUGCAUAGGUGAGAAAGUAUCCAAAAGCUUUUACUUUUUUAAAGCUUCACCUUGUGAAAUUACUAGUAUUGACUGUAACAUUAAAUACUCUCUGUUUAAUCAACAGAUAA
This is a messenger RNA of Candoia aspera, 6224 nucleotides long. It is a transcript of the gene SLK, whose product is annotated as STE20 like kinase. Gene Ontology annotation, biological process: protein phosphorylation. Gene Ontology annotation, molecular function: ATP binding; protein serine/threonine kinase activity; protein binding. NCBI's taxonomy places the organism in Eukaryota, Metazoa, Chordata, Lepidosauria, Squamata, Candoiidae. The record is from RefSeq and is a predicted model, not a curated record. The transcript is spliced from 20 exons. Bases 778 to 4602 code for a protein of 1274 amino acids.